Molecule: messenger RNA, 5354 nt
Organism: Pseudomyrmex gracilis
Lineage: Eukaryota; Metazoa; Arthropoda; Insecta; Hymenoptera; Formicidae
Gene: Hipk
Product: homeodomain-interacting protein kinase 2
Exons: 19
Coding region: 275-4342 (1355 amino acids)
Biological process (GO): peptidyl-serine phosphorylation; peptidyl-threonine phosphorylation
Cellular component (GO): nucleus; cytoplasm
Molecular function (GO): protein serine/threonine kinase activity; protein tyrosine kinase activity; ATP binding
Source: RefSeq, a predicted model, not a curated record
CGCACCGAAGGCGUCCGUGCGACGAGCCAGACCAGCCGCUACGCAAGAUGGCUAUGUGUCGCUGACGAGAGGCCGACAAACCGGACAGGGAGUACAGACAAGCCCGUGGAUAAGCGGAACAUGUGGCUACGUGAUCGUUGGGCCCGUCCCUGAAGAGAGAGACACUGGCCAAGAAGCGAGAGGUGCGGGGGCUGCUGCUGUACAGGGUGACGUAAAGUUUCGUUACUUUUACUGAGGCAGCUGAGUCACCGUGACGUGAUCUUCCGACGAAGGAAUGUGUGACAUGUUCAUCCAGACGCAGCAGACGAGUAGCGUCAACGGCAGCAGCAGCAGCAGCAGCAGCAGCUCCAGCAACACCGUUCACCACCCCGGGAAGAAGCGCAAGUUAGAUUACAACGUUAGCCAGCCGGUGAUCCAGCACGCAUUGGUCCAAUCGACCGGCGACUACCAAUUGGACAACACCGGUCUGCAACAACGGUACUCCGUGAACGGUGCUAAUACCGCAUUUAGCUCGCUGCAUAACAAUAAUGCGCUGCAGAAGAGUAGCCCGAACCAGCAGACCCUGGUACGAGCCUCGACGAUCAAGCUCUUAGACUCGUAUCAUCGCGUUGGCCAGAAGAGAAAAACUUGGUCAAGGGAGGGUAAUGGUGACGGCCUGGCAGUUCACUCCGCCAAUGCGACGAAUGCUGUGGGUAGUACUGUAGUGUCGCAGCAUCAUACCCAACAGCAACAGCAGCUGCAACAACAACAGCAGCAGCAGCAGCAGCACAGCAAGCAGACGAGCGGUAUGACAGCGCACAGCAAACAAGUCGCCAACGCGGCAAACGGAGGCGGUGGCGGUAGCAAUCCCCAGGGCGACGGGGAUUAUCAUUUGGUACAACAUGAAGUGCUCUACUCUAUGACUCAUCAGUAUGAGGUUCUCGAGUUCCUUGGCAGAGGUACUUUUGGGCAGGUUGUAAAAUGUUGGAAGAAAGGAACAAGUGAAAUAGUAGCCAUCAAAAUUUUGAAGAACCAUCCGUCGUAUGCGCGCCAAGGACAAAUUGAGGUAUCGAUCCUGUCUCGACUUAGUCAGGAAAAUGCAGAUGAGUUCAAUUUCGUGCGCGCGUAUGAGUGUUUCCAACACAAGUCGCACACUUGCUUGGUAUUUGAAAUGUUAGAGCAGAACCUCUACGACUUCUUGAAGCAGAAUAAAUUUUCACCUUUACCUCUCAAAUACAUUAGGCCCAUUCUCCAACAAGUACUAACCGCUCUCUUAAAAUUGAAGCAAUUGGGAUUGAUACAUGCUGACUUGAAACCAGAGAACAUUAUGCUGGUAGACCCAAUGCGUCAACCUUAUCGAGUGAAAGUCAUUGAUUUCGGAUCUGCCUCGCACGUGUCUAAAGCCGUCUGUAAUACUUAUUUGCAAUCGCGAUAUUAUCGCGCGCCAGAGAUCAUACUGGGACUUCCAUAUUGUGAAGCGAUAGAUAUGUGGUCUCUCGGUUGUGUGGUAGCGGAACUGUUUCUGGGAUGGCCUUUGUAUCCAGGAAGUUCCGAGUACGAUCAAAUUCGAUAUAUAAGUCAAACACAGGGCCUACCAACGGAGCAUAUGCUAAACAACGCCAGCAAAACAACCAAAUUCUUUUAUCGAGACAUGGACAGUACAUAUCCAUUUUGGCGGUUGAAGACACCAGAAGAGCACGAGGCAGAGACUGGUAUCAAGUCCAAGGAAGCAAGGAAAUAUAUUUUUAAUUGUCUUGACGAUAUCGGUCAGGUUAAUGUACCGACUGAUUUAGACGGGGGUCAACUCUUGCCAGAGAAAGCGGAUAGGAGAGAAUUCAUUGACCUUUUGAAAAGGAUGCUUACAAUGGACCAGGUAGAGCGCCGUAUAACACCGGGUGAAGCAUUGAACCAUGCGUUUGUCACUCUGGCACACCUAGUCGAUUAUGCCCAUUGUAACAACGUCAAAGCUUCCGUCCAAAUGAUGGAGGUUUGCAGGCGCGCAGGGGAUUUCACAGCGAGUCCAGCACAUCAUCAGGCUCCGCCGGCGCCUCAGCCACCUCCACCAACGUCUUUAGUAGCCAAUUUUGUACCUACAACAAAUGGCAGUGCGGUAACUCUCACCUUCAACAACCAGCUGACUAAUCAGGUGCAGCGAUUAGUCAGAGAACAUCGCACCGCGCAAACAGGCUAUGACAAUCUCUACCAAAUAUAUAGCAACGGAAGUCGACGGGCGACGCAAUAUAGCAGUUCGUCCAAUGGAUCCAAUAGUGGGCGAAGUGGCGUGCAUGACUUCCCGCAUCAACUGGUUCCUGGUAUAUUGUGUCCUCCACCUGGUUACCAGACUAUGCCAAGUCCAGCGAAGCAUGUGGUUGUUGCUCAACCACCGCAAGCGCAACAAGCACCUUUGCAGAUUCAGCCAUCGAUCAUAUCCCAACAAGCAGUAGCCGCGGCAGCUGCAGCUGCACAACAACAGUACGCUGCAGUUCCCGUGUCUAUGGUCGAGACUGGUCGGCAAAUGUUACUUACCAAUGCUGUACAGACAUCUUGGCCUGGUGGAAGUCGUCAAAUGGCCGCAAUCGUACCAUCAUGGCAGCAAUUACCGCCGCAACAUGCAGCCAUUCAACAACCACUACUCAGCGAUGCUGGAGACUGGGGAAGACCUCUCAUUGUUGAUAGUUCUGCUAUUCUACAGCGGCCGGUAUUUCCAGUCACAGAAGUUUACAAUGCUAGUGCACUCGUCGAGCAUCCUUCGCAAAAUUGGGGCAAACGCACUGUAACCAAACAUCACCAGCAUCACGUUACGGUGCCUCAGCAGACCCAACAUAGACACGAGCACAAGAAGGAGACCCAACAACUGAGUCCGGUUAAGAAGCGAGUUAAAGAAAGCACACCACCUAGCAGCAUGCGACGACACUCGCCUGUGAGCAGUCACUGGCAGGAACAGCCAAUACAAUCCCACCAUCAUAGCAGCAAGCAUAACAGCAGUAGUCAUAACGUGGAGCAUCAACCGGUUGCAACAUUGCGGCAGCAGACUAUUACCAUCGACGACACGCCUUCUCCAGCCGUUUCAGUUAUCACAAUUAGUGAUAGUGAGGAUGAGGCACCCGGCAAAUGCUGCGGAGACCGUCAAUGCAGUGCCUGUCAAAGUUUGGCAACUCGCCUCUCGGGCGACGGACGUCCUGUCCGUGAAGAAGUCAUACGAAGCACACAAUCGACGCCGCGCGUUGUGCAGACAAUGCAGCAGUCGGCGCAUACAAGUAGUCAGCAGCACUCAAGCGGACAUGUCACGACACAUAGCAGUAGCUCGUCUUCGCAUCGCGCGCAACGCAAAAACGUCAUCAAUUGCGUUACCGUUAACGAUAGCGACGGCGAAGCUAGCCCAAGUCGUUCGCAUUCUCACUUGUACCAACAGCUACCGCAACAUCCACAGCACCAACAGACCACGCAGUUAAUCAAACACGAGCCCCAACAGCAACAUCAUGUUAGCAGUAGCUCAGGAUACUCUUCCCAGUCUCAGAAGAAGCGAUUGAUAGCAAAAGUGCAAUCCGAGUGCAACAUGGUGAACGUUGCGACGAAGCCGGAACCCGGUGUCGAGUAUCUUGCUCCACACCCAUGUCACGCGCCAGCCUGCAAAGAGCCACCGACCUAUCAGGAUGACGUCUAUGACAUGCAUGACCACUUCUUGCAGUAUGUGACCACGAGUAGUGCGCAUCCUCAUCUCCAAGAGCAGCAUAUCGUAUAUACGACCGGCACGGACAAACGAGUGUCUUGGCCUGGGAAACGAGCCGAGUAUAAACACGAAUACGUUCAACCACCGGCUGCUCACUCCAGAGAUCACAAAUGGGUGGUGGCCAAUCCUGUGCAUCAAUAUAGGUUUUAUUUCGCGGAUUGUAGGCAGAGCCAGGUAGUAGGUACGGCAACCCAUCCCGGCCAUACUCACAGCCACCAUGGGCAUCCAGCUCAUCUUAGUCCCGGCGGCAGUGGCGGUGGCAGAAGUCCCGCCGGUGGGCCUGUGAUAGCAGGUUUAGGGCAACCGCUCUAUCAGGAGUACGCUCACGUACGUUCGAGAUGUCCACCCCCUGUAUACGUUACCGCUGCACCAUCGCAAGCUGCUACUGCCAUCCAGCAGCAACAAGUGCCGACUUAUCAGGGAUUCACACCCGGCUCGUCUCCAUUAACGUUGUAUGAUUCUAGUCGAGCGUUGCCACCGCCAGCUCAUCACAGCUCGGCCAGACCGUUACUGGCGAGUCACGCAGCACACCCGUUACCUGCGCACAUGCAGCCUACGGCCGUUUACGGAUUAGCCCCGCUUUCACCGGCCAAACAUCAAUAUCAACCUUCCAGUUUAUGGUUCACCGAAUAAUUAUUCGGGAAGUGUGUAAAAUGAGCGAGCAUAAUGAAUAAUCGCACGAUUUUCUGGGAACUUACGAGUUGCUCGUGUCAAUCAGCAAACGCGCGUCAUAAUCGAUCGUACGGUAACGAAGAGAAAAAGGAUGUCACGCGCAUUUUUUUUGUCUUCGUGCAUUUGGCCAGUAAUUGGAGCGGGAAGGGAGCGUCCAGACCGCUGUAAUUUUAUGAAUACGAUUCAUUCAACUACUGUACUGCUUGUUGUAUACUCACAGGAAUUCACAAUCAUGAGUUGAGAAAGUCUACUGAAUGAAAAACAAAAAAAACAAAAAAAAAAAAAAAACAAACAAACGGAGCAGGAACAAAAAUAAACACUUUGACAAUCCGUCCUAUAUAUAAGCAGCGACCACUCCCUUCUAACCACUCCGCUCUCAUAGAAGAUGAAAAAAAAGAAAAAAAAAAAAAAAAUACGAGAUCGCGGUCAGUGUAACUAGAUCUCUUUGUAUAUGUUUGUUACGCCUCUUAUAUAUGUAUGUAUAUUCGGAACAAUCCCAGUUUCUCUUAUCGCGACAGUUUCAUAAGAAAGUCAAACGGGAAGAAAGAUUAUCAUACUUUACCACACCCAGUUUAACACAAACUGAUUUUUUUUCUUUUUUUUUUUUAAUCAAAUCUCGUCAUAUCGUUUUCCAUCUUUGAUUUCAAGGGAACGUAUAUCUCGACAUAUACGGCAUGUUGUAAAUUUCGUAAGUUUCCAGAGACACCGAAGUUUUAUUACGAAAAAGGUAAAACAAAAAAACGAGAAUUUAUAAGGACGUUGUACAGACCAAAAUUUUCUAUCAAAGUGUUUCCGAUUCGUUUAACAUACGCACACACGCAUGAUUUUGCUCUAUUGUACAUAUACGUAUUAUAAAAUCGGUGCGUAACUUAAACAAAUCGGAAACACAUCAAUGUCGACGAUGGAGAUACGAGGUGCGCAUAAUGGCAGUGCCGAUUUAUGUACGCGUAUAAAACAAAAAAAAAAAAAAAAA